AUGAAGGUUGUUCUUGUGAGCGGCGGAGUUAUCUCUGGUGUAGGCAAAGCCAGUAGUGCUGGUCUUCUUCUCAAGACUCUCGGUCUUCGAGUCACGACCGAUCCUUAUAUCAACACCGACGCUGGUCUUCUUAACCCUCUCGAGCACGGCGAGUGCUUCGUUCUCGACGAUGGCGGCGAGACCGAUCUCGAUCUUGGAAACUACGAGCGAUACCUUGGCAUCCAAUUGAGCCGUGACAGCAACAUCACUACCGGCAAGAUCUACCAGCAGGUCAUUGAGAAGGAGCGACGCGGAGACUACUUGGGAAAGACAUUUGAGGUCGUUCCCCACAUCACAGAUGCCAUUCAGAACUGGAUUGAGCGCGUUGCCAAGAUUCCAGUUGACGCUUCUGGUGAAUCGCCAGAUGUCUGCAUCACCAUUAAGCAACUGCGACACAGACUCGGCCGCGACAACUUCCUCAGCAUCAGCGUUUCCUACGUCCCUAUCAUCAAUGGAGAGGAGAAGACAAAGCCCACUCAGCAUGCCAUCCGACAAGUUCGAAGCGCCGGUUUGAUCCCCGAUGUGAUUGCCUGCCGCUGCGAACGAGAACUCGACGUCGCUACCAUCACAAAGAUCGCCCGAAGCUGCCAAGUCGAAGAUGAGCAGGUCAUUGGCGUCCGCAACAUGGACACCAUCUACCAGGUCCCUCUCCUCCUCGAGCAGGAGGGUCUUCUUAAGCUUCUGCGCAAGGGUCUCGCCCUUGAGAAGCUUGAGGUUGCUCCUCCCAUGGCUCAAAAGGGCCAAGCUCUUUGGGACCUCUGGAAGAAGACCGUUGUCCCCGAUCGACACCUCGAACCCGUCAACAUUGUGUUGGUUGGCAAGUACGUCAGUCUUGACGACUCGUACCUCAGUGUUCACAAGGCACUCGAGCACUCUGCUAUGCGAUGCAAGCGCAAGCUGAACCUCAUCUCCGUCGAUUCCGAGCACCUCGAACCCGAUAUGCAGCAGAAGGACCCCCGAAAGUUCCACGAGGCCUGGGCUCAUGUUGUUCGAGCUCAGGGUAUCAUCGUUCCUGGUGGUUUCGGUACUCGAGGUAUCCGUGGUAUGGUUGAUGUCGCCAAAUGGGCUCGUGAGCGAAAGCUCCCCUACCUCGGCAUCUGCUUGGGUAUGCAGACUGCAGUCAUUGAGUACGCUCGCAACGUGAUGGGUCUCAAGGAUGCCACAUCCGAGGAGUUCUCCGCCACCGCUGAGCACAAGGUUGUCAUCUUCAUGCCCGAGGGCUCCAAGGAGAAAAUGGGUGGUACCAUGCGACUUGGUAGCCGAACAUCCCACUUCAAGCCCGGCACCGAAUGGAGCAAGCUCCGAGGUCUGUACGGAGGAGUCGAUGUCGUAGAGGAGCGUCACCGACAUCGCUAUGAGGUGAACCCCGACUACAUUGAGGAUCUCGAGAAGGCUGGUCUUUCCUUGACCUCAAUGGAUGACCUCGGUGUCCGCGUUGAGACCAUUGAGUUGAAGGACCAUCCCUUCUUUGUUGGUCUCCAGGCUCACCCUGAGUACAAGUCCAAGACCUUGGCCCCCGCGCCUUCGCUGCUCGGACUUGUCGCCGCCAGCUCUGGAUGCCUCGACGAGAUCAUCGAGGCCGCUCGCGUGAAGAAGGAGGCCACCAACGGAGUCAGCGAUGUGACCAACUUUUAG
Fusarium musae is the source of this 1674-nucleotide messenger RNA. It is a transcript of the gene URA7, whose product is annotated as CTP synthase ura7. Lineage: Eukaryota; Fungi; Ascomycota; Sordariomycetes; Hypocreales; Nectriaceae. Gene Ontology annotation, molecular function: identical protein binding; CTP synthase activity. Gene Ontology annotation, biological process: CTP biosynthetic process; pyrimidine nucleobase biosynthetic process. The coding region runs from base 1 to 1674 and encodes 557 amino acids. The transcript has 13 exons. Gene Ontology annotation, cellular component: cytoplasm; cytoophidium. The record is from RefSeq and is a predicted model, not a curated record.